Carassius carassius (crucian carp) is the source of this 2811-nucleotide messenger RNA. RefSeq lists its product as uncharacterized. NCBI's taxonomy places the organism in Eukaryota, Metazoa, Chordata, Actinopteri, Cypriniformes, Cyprinidae. The transcript is spliced from 9 exons. Gene Ontology annotation, molecular function: cell-cell adhesion mediator activity. The coding region runs from base 378 to 1544 and encodes 388 amino acids. The record is from RefSeq and is a predicted model, not a curated record.
UGGUGUGUUGUGGUCAAGGCUUCCACUAUGCAGCAAAUUUGGCUCAUGCUUUCUAAUUUUAAUCUCACUUACAUCACUUAAGAAGAAUAGGGGCAGCUGAGUGAGUUGUGAGACGGAGCCACUGUGUGCUUGACUCUGCAUAUGCAGUGAUUUAGUGAUGGGUGGAGAAAGGGCCGUUUACAGUCCAGUUGGUUCAGUGUGUUGAAUAGUGUGUUGUGCAUGUACAGCUGAGGGCAGAGGCAUCUACACCACAUGGAGAUGGCAGCCCUUCAGUAAGAUGUUGGAAACAUCCCUAACUGACAGAAAUCAUUGUCUUCAUUUUCAUCCCACAAGACUGAGCUGGACCGUUAAAUGCCCUCUCAAUAUAAAGGACUAAAAUGUUUGUGGUCUCCUUGCCAAGAUGUCUACAGAUCUGUGUGUCUGUGGUAAUGGUGUCCAGACUGCAAGGCAGGGUUUCAGCUCCGAUACGUGUGGAGGCCCCGGUUGAGCAGCCCUUCAUUCUGAGCUGUACACUUGUCAAGGCCAGAGGAGAAUCGGUUCAUCAGAUCCGCUGGCUGGAUGUGCAGAACCAGACGUUAAUCACUUACCAGCCUGGUGAAAAAGACAGUGUGAGCGGACAGCAGCAUGUGGAGCUAGCUCCUUCUCCACGAGAUGCCAGUGCCAUCACCAUCAAACGGGUCAGCUACAGGGAUGAGGGCUGCUACACCUGCAUCUUUGAUCUUUAUCCCAAAGGCUCGAGGGAAGGACAAACCUGCCUUACUGUCACAGCAUCGGUGAUCUCAGAGGGCAAUAAGACUGCAGUGGGCGGUAAACAAGCCUCUCUGGGCUGUCGGUAUGGUCUGCCGGAGAAAGUCAAGCAGGUGCUAUGGAAGAAGAUUGUGAAUAAAGCAGAAUCCCGUGAAGUUGCAUCUUUUGCAAAGCAGAGUGACCCAGUGAUUGAAGAAGAGUUUGUGGACCGCGCGACCCUGAGCCCUUCCCUGUCUGACACGCAGCUCACGUUCUGGCCGGUCCGAGCUGAAGAUGAGGCCUGCUACACCUGUGAGUUCCACACGUAUCCAGACGGCACUAAGAGCGCCGUAAGCUGCCUCACUAUAUUUGUCCUGCCCAAACCUCAAGUAAGCUACAAGACCACGUCUCCGGGAGUGAUCGAGGCUAACUGUACUGCCGUGGCCCGGCCACAGGCUGAAAUAGUGUGGAAUGUGGAGGGGAAUAACCGGACCAUUGGUCCACCUGUGACCACCUCUGUCCAGCAGAGUGACGGGACGACUCUGGUCAUCAGCACCUUGACCAUCCAGGCUGGACUCCUGAAGGAUGUCUCUGUCAAAUGUCUCGUUCAUCAUAAAGGACUGGAGACUGCCAUUGCUGUUUCCAUGAACACUAAAAUUGGCACUGCGCUCGCUAUCCUGAUCUCUGUGACUACUGUAGCAUUUCUUCUAGUCCUCUGCCUCUGUUUCUGUUUGUGGAAGUGUGUCCUCCGUAAAGAUGAUCCUGAAGAGCAUCAGGUUCAGAGAAGAAGCCGAGCAGAGAGAGAGACAGACGGUUAAAUGUAGGCACCUGAGCCUCUUCCUGUGACCUAUUUCUGCUUAACUCUGAUGACCUGUACUUCUUUCAACACACAUUCUCCAGACCUGACCUACUGAUAUGAGAAACCAUUCAAGUUUUUAUUUGUUGUGUGUAUGUUUAAAUACUUGAUGUUACAGUUAGAUCUGUGCUCGGUCUCAAUAGUUUUGAUUGACACAGAUGACAAACUUCAGUUCUCUUUACAAUACAGAUAUGCUGAAGAUUAAAAUCUCCUGUCAUUGUGUUCCCUGCUUUUCCAGCCAAAGAAACCAGUGACAUGUCUUCUUUGCAUGAAGAAAGAUGCUACAUUUGGAAGAAUUUGUAAAUUCAUCACUAAUAUAGAGGUCGCAGAAGGCAUUUUAUCUUGUUACAGAGGGGAGAUAAAACUUAGCCUUUGUAUGUUUUAAUACCUAUUCAAAGCCCUAAAUAUAAAAGGACAAUGAAACAUCUAAAAAUUCUUAACUUCUUGAAUUCUAUGAAAAACAUAAAAUAAAAAUAAACCUAGCUGUUCACUCAAAGAAAGUGCAAGAAAACUUCAUUAUUUAAUAAUCAUUGUGAAUAAGUAAAAUCUAUUGAAGCAAAGAAAGCAUUCUAUCAUAUGUUUUUGGAUUUAUGAUACUUAUGGUGAUCAAAUAUAUUCCUUUAUAAUUUAUAAUCUUGAUUUUGCUUUCUCCCUUCAUUAUUAAGGUGGAUGGAAGUCUAGCGUGGUAGACUGAGCACUAUACAGUUGUUUUUCACAGUAGACUAGAAUUAGACAACUAGAGGUAUGGAGACUAACUAGAACAAUUUAGUUUAAGCUCUUCUGUCCCAGAGCAAUGGUGGGAAAAGAGGUCUUGACCUGCUUGUCAGUGCGUUCACUAUAUCAGUGGAAAUGCAUUAUCUGCAGUCUGGUGUGGAAAUAAAUGCUGAUAGAUACUAUGGAUGAGCUGCUUUCAAUACUGGGAAAUCAUGUUGCUUUGUUCUUUGUAUUGAUGCACAUGUCCAAUCCAGUGACAACUGAUAAAAAGUCAAAGAUUUCAUAUGCAUGUUAAACGAUUCAACAUAUGAGGAAGUGAGAGCAUAGGCCACACUUGAAUGAAUUCGUUCUUUCUAUUCAGUAAAGUAUGAAAUAACGUUGUGCUUCGAGUUGGAAAUUGUAAAUGAUAUUGACUUGUAUACAAAUAUAUUGUGCAUUUCUGCACAUUUUUUCUUUCAUUAUUGAAUCUAUUAUGAAAUAUGUCAAAUUCUGUUCAAUUAAAUGUCACAACGUCA